UCAGGCUUUUCUGGAACAAUCAAUCAGUUAUUAGCUACAGAAACAACUAAUUUUAACCUGUUUAUUUAUUCCAACUGUAUUGUCUGGAUCCCAACACAUGUCACCUAAGUGCAGUAACCCACCUGCUGCGCUGAAAUUGACCAACAGAAACCUUUCGAGAUUGGCUCCUAUUAACUCACUAAACGCUUUGAUUGGCCGCCUUACUGGUGUGGGGAAAGCGCAGCCCUCUUGCCUCUUUUCACUGAGGUUCCUUCAUUGGAUUGACCAGCUGUCAGGUUGAACCCAAACCUGCCUCCUUUUGGUGGUGUUUGUCUGGAUCGCAACACAAUAGCCAGGGGGAGAGCCUCCCCUCGUAAGCUCCGAUUGGCUGAACUCAACCUUGGUGAUUUCUGAUUGGCCCAAUGAAGAAACACCAAGGUAGGUUGCCUAGUUAUCCUGAAGAAGCUGAUGUGUUAUUCCUUCUGUGCAUCGAAGGAUCAGGAAGUUUGUGCUCUCUGCGUGGCUGAGAAGUUUUUCACCUAUUAGGACGGGGGUGGAGUGGGGUGAACAGGUGUCCUCCUAAAAUAGUGCACAAACUGCGACCUGCGUCCAGCCGUAACCUAGGAGGAACAUCAGAAACAGGUGAGAAUGACCACUUUAACUCACCGGGCCCGUCGAACUGAAGUAAGCAAGAACUCUGAAAAGAAGAUGCAAAGUGAGGAAGACACCAAUCAGGAGAGGAGUCUAGACAAUGAAGACUCUGGAGACUCCAAAGAUAUCCGCCUCACCCUUAUGGAGGAAAUAUUACUCCUGGGACUAAAAGAUAAAGAGGGUUAUACAUCUUUCUGGAAUGACUGCAUAUCAUCGGGCCUGAGAGGGGGCAUCCUGAUAGAGCUGGCCAUGAGGGGCAGAAUUUAUCUGGAACCCCCCACCAUGCGUAAGAAGCGACUGCUAGACAGAAAGGUACUGCUAAAGUCAGACAUCCCAACUGGUGACGUUUUACUGGAUGAAACUCUCAAACACAUCAAAGCAACUGAACCCACAGAAACUGUCCAAACAUGGAUAGAGCUACUCACUGGUGAGACCUGGAACCCCUUCAAAUUACAGUAUCAGCUAAGAAAUGUACGAGAGCGAAUUGCAAAGAACCUGGUAGAAAAGGGUAUUCUAACCACUGAGAAGCAAAAUUUCCUACUGUUUGACAUGACUACUCAUCCAGUGACCAAUAUAACAGAGAAACAGCGACUAGUGAAGAAACUUCAAGACAGUGUACUAGAGCGGUGGGUAAAUGACCCUCAGCGUAUGGACAAGCGAACACUAGCACUCCUGGUGCUAGCCCACUCCUCUGAUGUGUUAGAGAAUGUCUUCUCCUCUCUGACAGAUGACAAGUAUGAUGUGGCAAUGAAUCGAGCCAAGGACUUAGUAGAACUGGACCCUGAGGUGGAGGGGACAAAGCACAGUGCCACAGAGAUGAUCUGGGCUGUGCUGGCAGCCUUCAAUAAAUCCUAAAGCCAGCAGGUGGGCUUCUCCUUUUCUCCCCUGCUGGCGGGUGACUAUUAGAGACCCUAUCACUGAGUUUUGUGUGAUGAGAUGUUUUCAUCCUUUUUUCUCUUGAAUCAGGCUUGUGAUCUGGGGAAAGCAACUUCAGGGCUUCUUCUCCAUAGACCUUGAAAUCAAGCAGACUUGAUUUCUUCCUUUAUUUCCACCCCAUAGGUGAAUGAACUGGGUGACCCCACACACAUCCAAUAAACAUAUUCUCCCAUUUCUUGGUUUAGUUUCAUCCAGUUUGCUUUUAGGUAAACAAGAAUAUCUAAGUGGAAUUUGGAGUUCUUCGGCCACAGAAUGUGAUGAAUUAAAGUGCAAACCAUUUAUUAUAUUUUUCUAAGUUUGUUUUCUAUCUUAAAUAUGUUUUCCCAG
Messenger RNA from Otolemur garnettii (small-eared galago), 1893 nucleotides. RefSeq names its product golgi phosphoprotein 3 like (gene GOLPH3L). Gene Ontology annotation, cellular component: cytosol; Golgi cisterna; trans-Golgi network. Gene Ontology annotation, molecular function: phosphatidylinositol-4-phosphate binding. Gene Ontology annotation, biological process: retrograde vesicle-mediated transport, Golgi to endoplasmic reticulum; Golgi vesicle budding; Golgi to plasma membrane protein transport. The coding region runs from base 628 to 1485 and encodes 285 amino acids. Lineage: Eukaryota; Metazoa; Chordata; Mammalia; Primates; Galagidae. The transcript has 5 exons. The record is from RefSeq and is a predicted model, not a curated record.